AUGGUUAAAGUCUAUUGUACUGUAUGCCAUAAACGAUGUAAAGGUGAUGUAUUGAAGAUUGAACAACAAUUUAUCCACUACAAAUGCUUUCAAUGUAUAAAAUGCCGAAAAAAUUUGAAACAAGGUGGUUUCUUUGUUAAAGACAAAAAAUUCUACUGUCCAAAUGAUUAUCAAUCAGAAUUUGGUGUACGAUGUGAAACAUGUCAUGGCUAUGUGGAAGGCGAACGAACAACAAUACUAGAUGGAUUAUAUUAUUGUAUGCCGUGCUCCACAAAUCUAACCAAUGGUGGUGGUGGUGGUAGUUUAGCACAUACUAGUAAUACUAUUGGACGAGGAGGAGCAAGUGGAACUAGCAUUGUUGCUGCUUCUGUUACUCCUGGUACUGGUACAACAAAUGGCAGUCGUUUCAAUCCAUUAUCUUUAUUAUCAUCUAGUCGUCAUUCGCAUACAAUGCCGUCGAUAAAAACAUCUACAUCAUCACCGUCACAUAAUAUAAAUAAUAAUAAUAACAAUAACAAUAAUAAUAAUAGUAAUACUAUUGACAAUCAUUAUUCGCCUUAUUCACAUCAAAAACAAUCGAAACGUUUUAUAGCUAAUAAUAAUGUUAAUGGUAAUAAUAAUAAUACUAAUCUUAAGUCAUUCACAUCUCUUAAUGAUCAGUUAAGUGUACAAAUUCAUGAAAAUGGCGGUUCAAUUCCUGACAGUGAAUACAAUAAGCGGAAAUUAGAAGUGCAAGGAAUUGAACCGGUUACCAUAGAUACCUUGUUAUCCACCACUCCAGGUCAGACAAUAUCACCGAAUUCAUUUACACCAUCAACAACAUGUGAACGACGUAUAUGUCCACCGGGUGUAGACUAUGGUCGACAUUAUCCAAUCUCAUAUCUUCAAUUAGCAGAACAAGGUUUUACAGCGAUAAUGAGUAAUGACGAAUUAAAUCCGAAUAUGAAUGGAAAUGCUGGUGGUGGUGGUGGUCAUCGAUCUAGAUCUUUAGCAAGAUCAUUUUUCAGUCCUAUGCAUUCAGCAUCAUCAACAGGAUCAAGUCAUCAUCCGCAUUCACAUCUGCAGCAUCCGCAACAGCAACAUGUAUCACGACGUGAUGUUGUUGUCCGAUCAAUGACUAGUAAUUCUAUACCUUAUCGAAGAUCAAAUGAUCUUGACUCGAAGAAACAAAUGGUAAAUGGGGGCAGCCCAAAUCGUUAUAACAACAACAACAACAACAGUAAUAUACCACUGGCUACUACGGCGACGACUAUGACAUCGAUAUCUCAUGAUUCUAAUAUGCCUAUCUCGUUAACUGGUCGACCAAAACGUGAUAUGUAUGUACGUCAAAGACAACUGUCACCAGGAUCAACAUCUCUUGGUUCUGGUGUUAUGGGAUAUCGUCGAUCGGAAAGAAUGAUGAAUUCAUCUACUCUACCACCAGGAUUAGAGAAUUUACGUCAAUCUACAGGUCGGUAUUCGUGUCGAUCUACUCCCAACGUGACAGGAAAACGUGGAAUGACUCAGCUAGCGGAAUCUCUUGUCCGUCCACGAGUUGAUCGGACAGCUAGUCCACCAUCGGCAGCUCUUUAUUGGUCUGAAGCACGACGUCUAGCUUCAUAUCCAAAUGCACGUCUACCUGAUUCAAAUAGUUUGCCAGCUAUAGAACGUUAUGAUUUUCCAGCUCCACCUUCCCCUGCGGUUGUUAUGAUUGAUAAACGUCGUGAAAAACGUAUGACAGGUGUACAGUCAGUUGGAUUAGAUAGUCGAGAUGGUACACUAAGAAAUGGUACAAUGACAUCUGUUGACACUGAUUGGACUGAUCGUGAUCCUGCAGUAAAUGCUAAAUUAGAUCGUAUUGAUGCUGAAAUUGAAACAUUGAAACGAUUAGGUGAAAGUUCUGGUAUUACAGCGGCGUUAAUUCAAGAGCUGGAAGCAAGUAAAUCACAAAUCCAUGAAGUUGACUUGGAUCCAAUAUCAGCAUCACGAUCACCGAAUGCGAAUGUUGAACCUGGGUAUAAAACACGAUAUAAACGACAUGGAUAUACAUCUCCUUCACGUGAUACCAGAAGAGAUCGUCGAGGUGGUCAUAGUCUUUCUUAUCGAUUAGAAUAUUCUAGUACAGGUGGUCGUUCUGGCACUAUACCAAGUUUUCCUUCAAGAUAUGAUCACGAUUAUCCAAUGAGACAGCAUGGUCAAUACAUGCGAUCAACUUAUUCAGCUCCUCGACCUGGUUAUACCUCAAGUAUACUAUAUGGACGAGCAGUCAGCCUACCUAGACCAUUUAUGGGUGUUGAAAAUGGUGAUGGAAUCCUAGAUCAUAAUAGUACACUAUCUGGACAUAUACAUACAGGUGGUAGUAGUUCAGGUGUCCGAGGAUCUGCAUCCACAACACUGAGAACAGCACAAUCUGGGCAUAGUUUUCAUCCAGGCACCGGUGGUGUCGGUGUUAGUCAUUCAGCUUACUCAGGUGAUGUACUCAAUUGUCCUGAUCGUACCAUCACUGUGCCAGAAUCGCUUAAUACAAAUUUCAGUGGAACUGAAUCACGUACAAUCGGCCUACAAGAUGGAAUAGGUUCAGUGACAACAUCAGGAUUAUCAAUGGAUGGCCUUAUUGCUGAAUCCGGUGAUGAUAUUACCUUAACUAGUCCACAUAAUGGUUAUUUCAUGAAAUCAGGUACUUUAGCUGGUCUUCCAUGUUCUGUGACAGGUUUACGACCAGUUGGUCUCCCUUCAUAUCAUCAUUAUUCUCAUCAUGCGAAAAGCUAUUCAACUAGUCGACGUGGACGAACGAGUACUCCAGUGCCAACCAGUGGCAGUGGUGGGGGUGCAGGUGGUGUUGGUAGUGGUUUAGGUUAUUUAACUGAUCCAGAUCUGAUGGAUAUUGAUGCUUAUCCAUCUGUACAAAGUUGGCUAAGACCGACAGCAUCGUCUGUAUCAAGACAUGAAAAGUCUUUCAAGAUAUAUCCUUAUGAGGUAUUAAAAGCUUCUUCAAAUCAGCCAUUGAAAGGAGUGGAUAGAACACAAUUAGAAUGCCAUUUAUCAGCAGAUGAAUUUGAGCAAUUAUUUAAAAUGUCACCUCAAGCUUUUCAACGUCUACCUGAAUGGAAGAGAAAUGAUUUAAAAAAGAAAUUAGAUCUUUUAUAA
Messenger RNA from Trichobilharzia regenti, 3126 nucleotides. The record is from the annotation of a GenBank genome assembly. NCBI's taxonomy places the organism in Eukaryota, Metazoa, Platyhelminthes, Trematoda, Strigeidida, Schistosomatidae.